Monodelphis domestica (gray short-tailed opossum) is the source of this 1488-nucleotide messenger RNA. The record is from RefSeq and is a predicted model, not a curated record. NCBI's taxonomy places the organism in Eukaryota, Metazoa, Chordata, Mammalia, Didelphimorphia, Didelphidae.
CUUAAUGAAGCCAGGUGUCCCUCUUCUGUGAGUCAUGGAGUGUCAGAGGAGCUCGAGAUGGUUCUUUUCAGCUGGGCUUCUCAUUCUGGAAGUAUUUGCUUUGAGAAAGAUACAGGCAGUCCACCACAGGCAUGUGAUUCAGUUCACCACAGUGGGUAUAGACCACUCAGUCUUGGAACUAAGUGCAAUUAGCCUCAUAGAUGACAUUGAAGUGGCAUCCUAUAACAAAGGACAGAAGCAAAUUGCUAUCAAGAUACCUUGUAUCUCUGAAGUACUAGGAGUCAAUUAUCUUACCCAGUGGCAUAAUUCACUGGUGAAACACGAGCAAGAUUUCCUCCGGCCAAUCCAAUUCUUAGCACGGAAUGACAUUAACCGACAUAGAAACCACACAGCCCAGCUCCAGGCAGAAUGUGAAAUGGACAAUGACAUAACAGUAAAGAGUCACAUCUAUUUAAUUUGGGAUGGGGAGGAAUGUUACCAAAUAGAUGAAGAGGUUGGGCACUGGGAGAACAUGAAUCCCGAAUUCAAGCAAUACCAAUACAUUCUGGAGAGUUCUCUCAGGACCAGUCUAAGAAAACACUACAUGAAUCUAUAUUGUGUUGACUUGAUGAAGAAAAUUGUUGGAUAUUCAAGCUUAAGAGAUAAUGUGGCCCCUGAGAUGGCUGUAUCUCAACAUGUCAGCCCAGAAGGCAGCAUCAUUCUCUCCUGCAUUGCCACAGGUUUCUACCCUCGUUCCAUCCUGAUGCGCUGGGAAAAGAAUGGGAAGCUGGGGAUUUGGGGAAAUGAGAGUUCCAGUGGCACCCUGCCCAAUAUGGAUACCACCUUCUACCUCAAAGUUACCUUGGAGCUCCCACUAGAGGACUCAGGUGCAGGUUAUACCUGUGUGGUGGAACACAGUGAGCUGACAAGUCCUGCUAUGUAUCCAGUCCCUAGAAAGCCCACUAUGAACAAGCCUUGGAUUCUUGCAUUGGGCAUCAUGUUGGCUGUCAUCCUACUGCUGAGCUCUGCUGGGGUCUUCAUCAAAUGGAAGAUGAGGAAGACAGUUCUGCAUGUAAGAAGAGAUAAGUGACAGGAAUAUUUGUAUUGGGAGCACCCAAGGAAACAGGAGAUAUUGCUAUCAUAGCAACCUCAAUAACUGAUUGUAAGAAAAUGUUUUGAGAAGAGAAUCCCAGAAUCUUAGGGUCAAAGUAGUACACAAAGUCUAUGUAAUAUAAACCAUACCUGUUCAAAAAUUUCUCAAUAUAAUCCUGGCAAGUGAAUCUUUCUAAACCUUAGUCAGCUUAUCUGUAAAAGGGGGAUAUUAAUGGCACCUGCAUCACAAUAAUAUGCAUAUAAAGGGUCAGUCAAACCUUUAAGUGCAAUGGAAAUAUUAGUAAUGAUUAUGACUAUUAAUGCAGUUAGAGAUCACUUUUUCCUUCUUUUUUAACGGUAAUGCCAAGGCUAAGUCACAUUGCUGAUUUAUAUGAAGAUUUCCAUCCACUAAAAUAC